Molecule: messenger RNA, 798 nt
Organism: Drosophila innubila
Lineage: Eukaryota; Metazoa; Arthropoda; Insecta; Diptera; Drosophilidae
Product: cilia- and flagella-associated protein 299-like
Exons: 2
Coding region: 59-766 (235 amino acids)
Source: RefSeq, a predicted model, not a curated record
UAAAUACUACAAUCUUACAAUCAGGAAACAAUUGAAACAUUAAAAUACAUCAAUAACAAUGGCAACAAGAGGUGACUUCAAUUUGCUGAAAUUCGAUAGCUAUUCGGAUUACCUGAAAUCCUUUACAAAGGUUGAUGAAUAUCGAUAUUUAGGAAGCAUGAAGGUAAUCAAUUCCUUUGUGAAACUUGGAUAUCGUACAAGCGCAACAAUAUACGACGAGGAUGACUUUCAUAAAAUAAGGAAACGUUUAUUGGAAUUGAUUAAUCCUAAAAGCAUACGAAGUCAGCUCUUUAGCCGACACCUUGUGGGAGAUGAUCCUGCUCUAGUUGCAUUUGCAGAUCGAGAGGAGCGCAAUGUGCAGAAAAAGUUAGCAUCAAUUAUAUUUCUUCAAAUACGACGGCGUAAUGGCUUCGACAUAUCCGGCUAUAUAGACUAUGCCGACAGUCUGCAAAAAUGUACAACCCGCAGUCUUGGAGCCACCAACUGGAAGGCUGUUUUUGAAGGUCGAAUUCUGCUACGACCGAAUCGCAAUCACUUAAGUUUCUAUGAUUGGCACACGGGAGCCGUUAGUUUUAAUAAUAGUAAUAAUUUUGAGAUAGUGAAUUACGGAUCCUCAUUAAUGUUCAAGCACAUUGGAGACCACAAGAUCAUUCCUGUAACAACUGCGGACUCUCUCUUUAAGGAUAACGUAAAGCGCACAUUUAUUCAAUCGCCAAUGUAUGGUUGUGUGGCAAUUUACGAUCACAUUGUUAGGAAAGCUUCCUAGCAUAUCAUUAUUAAACAUAAUAGUAAUUAUAA